AUGAAGCUCGAGCCGCAGGGCUCAAAGCCCCAAGCACCACAGAAACCCACCAAGCUCGCCCGGCUGCCACCCAACGCGCGAAUUGAGAAACGGCCCCUCCUCCACGCCCCAAUCCCCUCUCCCUACGCCAGCGCCGCCUCUCAAAAGGUCAUCUACGUGUCCUCCAAAACACCCUUCAUCUCCGCCGUGAAGCGCGUCCGCAAACUCCUCAAGCAAGCCGAGAACCGCGCCACCCAGAGCAAGAUCGACAAGCACGGCACCACCGCGCAGCGUAUUGAAGCCGCUGCGAAAGCUGCGCUCGAGGGACGCGGGAAGAGCGAGGAGGUCGUGGUUAAGGCGACGGGGAAAUGCAUCGAGAAGGCGCUGAAUGUUGCGCUGUUUUUUCAGCAGCAAGGGGAUUGCAACGUGAGGAUCAGGACGGGGACGGUAGCGGCGAUUGAUGAUAUUGUGCUAGAGCCGGCCAUGGCGAGGAGCAGCCAUGCAACGGACGAGUCUCAAAGCGGAGACAUGGAGCUGGAUGCGGCUAUGCCAUCGGUUAAGAAGGUGAAGAAGGAGGUGGAAGAGAUGCCGGAGACGCGGAUUAGGCAUACCAGCGUUAUAGAGGUGGCUGUGUCGCUGCGAUGA
Coniosporium apollinis CBS 100218 is the source of this 624-nucleotide messenger RNA. RefSeq lists its product as uncharacterized. The record is from RefSeq and is a predicted model, not a curated record. The coding region runs from base 1 to 624 and encodes 207 amino acids. Gene Ontology annotation, biological process: intronic box C/D snoRNA processing; rRNA processing; tRNA 5'-leader removal. Gene Ontology annotation, molecular function: RNA binding. Lineage: Eukaryota; Fungi; Ascomycota; Dothideomycetes. Gene Ontology annotation, cellular component: nucleolar ribonuclease P complex; ribonuclease MRP complex. The transcript has 2 exons.